Messenger RNA from Plodia interpunctella (Indianmeal moth), 2575 nucleotides. RefSeq names its product sodium-independent sulfate anion transporter-like. Bases 158 to 2422 code for a protein of 754 amino acids. Gene Ontology annotation, biological process: transmembrane transport. Lineage: Eukaryota; Metazoa; Arthropoda; Insecta; Lepidoptera; Pyralidae. The record is from RefSeq and is a predicted model, not a curated record. Gene Ontology annotation, molecular function: secondary active sulfate transmembrane transporter activity. The transcript is spliced from 14 exons. Gene Ontology annotation, cellular component: plasma membrane.
CACUCCAGGCAGCCGCCAGCCACCGCACGAGCCGGCCGCGUUGCCUCAGUGCGCCGCUACUACCGCUGUCGACCGCACCUCCCCGCGAAACUGCGACACCGCAAUCUACCACUAACAUGUCCCGCGCUUCAGUUUACAAAACAAUCCUAAAGUGACCAUGACGAAAUACAAGCUGAACAACACGGUACGCUCGUCUUCCGAGGUGACUUUAACGUCUUAUUUAACGGGCAGCAUGGAAUCUAAGGACGAUAAGUUGCAGAUAGAUUUGGACUGUCAAAAUGACAAUAUGAACACGGAGACGAACAGGAACUUGGCGGUCAAGUCGUGUCACGUAUGUCCACAUUCGUGCGAGUUUCUGGAUAACACGGGCAAGUUGGCGGCGAGUUUGGCGAAACGCGAGUGCGAUAGGUUCGGGCUUAAUGAACUGAAAGUUGAGGGCUUGGAAAAGAAUGUGUGUCUAUGCGAAAAGUACAACGGGGCGUGUAAGUUGUGCCCCAAGCUGUCGCCGGCCCCGAGUGUCGGGCUGGACGGCAAGGAGUCCUGUCUGGCCUGCCAUGGGAACAACGGCAGCACAUUUUUAAAUUCGAACGGCACAUACCCGAGCGUGUUCCCGGGCAAGGCGGACAGCGAGGACGGCAUCAAGUCCAGGAGCUGGCGCCGGGACGCGGCGCGCCGAGCCCGCGCCUGCUGCUCCGCCAAGACCCUGAAGCGAAGGGUGCCCAUCCUCUCCUGGCUGCCCAAGUAUUCCUUGAGGAGCGGGCUCGCGGAUGCUAUCGCUGGGAUCACAGUGGGCCUCACCGUGAUACCCCAGGCCAUAGCGUACGCGGGCGUGGCGGGCCUCCCUCCGCAGUAUGGCCUGUACUCUUCCUUCAUGGCCUGCUUUGUCUACACAGUCUUUGGGUCUGUAAAGGACUCAGCCAUAGGCCCCACGGCCAUAGCUGCCAUCCUCACGCGGGAGAACCUGCACGGCCUGGGCCCCGAGUUCGCUGUGCUUUUGGCCUUCCUCUCCGGCUGCGUCGAACUCAUCAUGGGCAUCUUACAGUUAGGUUUCCUGAUAGACUUUAUCAGCGGGCCAGUGUCAGUAGGGUUCACGUCAGCCGCCGCCAUCAUCAUCGCAACCACGCAGGUCAAGGACAUCCUGGGGCUCAGCUUCCCUGGCGGCAAGUUUUUGCAGGUGUGGACGGGCAUGUACGAGCACAUCGGCGAGACUCGACUCUGGGACACCGUGCUCGGGAUCUCCUGCAUCGUGGUGCUGCUACUCCUCAGGAAAGUGAAAGACAUAAAUGUCCGCAGCAAGGAGGACUCUGUCUCCGGCCAACGCUGCUGGCGCGACGUGGCUGCGCACGCGCUGUGGUUCCUGUCCACCACCCGUAACAUCACCGUGGUGCUGGUGUGCGCAGCGCUAGCUUACUACUUUGACACGCAGCAGCAGGCGCCCUUCGUGCUCACAGGCAAUGUAAAGGCCGGGCUGCCGCAACUAGCGCCGCCGCCGCUGUCGGCCACCGUCGGGAACCACACCUACACCUUCAUGGAGAUGACCUCCACGCUCGGCUCCGCCAUCUUCGUGGUGCCACUGCUGUCUAUCCUGGAGAACAUUGCCCUCGCUAAAGUGUUUUCUGAGGGCAAAUACGUGGACGCGACUCAAGAAAUGCUGGCGCUAGGGGUGUGCAACAUCGCGUCUUCACUAGUGGAUUCCAUGCCGGUGUCAGGUGCCUUGUCCCGCGGUGCUGUGAACCACGCGUCAGGAGUGGCCACCACGGCUGGUGGGCUUUAUACCGGAGCUCUGGUACUACUGUCGCUGCAGUACUUCACGCCGUACUUCUUCUACAUCCCGAAGGCGUCGCUGGCGGCAGUCAUCAUCGCAGCAGUCGUAUUCAUGAUGGAGUUGCACGUCUUCAAACCUAUCUGGAGGACUAAGAAACUGGACAUAAUUCCGGCGGUGGUGACGUUCGGCGCGUGCCUGCUGACGCGGCUGGAGCUCGGCAUUGUGAUCGGGAUCGCCGUCAACCUGCUGUUCUUACUGUAUGCCUCCGCCAGGCCCUGCGUCAAGGUCACCGAGGCAGUGUCGUCAGACGGCAUCGCGUACCUGGUGGCGACGGUGGACCGCGCGCUGGCGUUCCCGUCGGCGGAGUUUGUGCGACGCGCGCUGCGCAAGGCGGCCGACCGCCAACACAAGCCGCUCGUCAUCGACGCCACGCACGUGCAGGCUGCCGACUUCACCGCCGCUAAGGGCAUCAAAUCCCUGAUUGAAGACUUCCACGCGCGCGGUCAACCGCUGAUUUUCUACAACGUGAAGCCUUCGCUAGCAGACGUGAUCCAGGGAGUGAGACCCCGGGAAUUCCUGCACUGCAGCUCCAGGGCCGACCUGGAGGUGCUCCUGCGGCAUUCCUACCAGCGACACAAGCUGCCUACCAUCAUGUAGCGCGGCGCCGCGCGGACAGCGGCAAUGAGGACAGUAUUUAUUGCUUGUAUAUAUGUAUCGGACAGACGGACGUAUCGUAAUAUUAUUUAUAUCUAGAAUAACUAGCUUUAUAGGUUGUGUGAGUUGAGAAAAUAAAGUGUUGAGUAAUUGUUU